CACUUCACUUGUUGUUCGUGCGGCCACCAGUACAGAGUUGAUAUUGUGCAGUGCAUUUAUAAAACAAAAAUAUGCCUAUCAUCAUCAAAACUUCUAGUGCUGGCGCUGGCGAAUGGGCCAUCAUUGAACUGCAGGGUGAUCUGGAGGUGCGCAGCAAUCAAAGCAUGCACGAUCAGUUCAUAGGUGAUCUGUACUACAACAAAUAUGGCCAGCCUAUUCUAAUCAUAGGCCAUCAUAUACUGCAAGGACGCGAGCAGAAGCUGGACAAACCGUUUGCAGUGCUGGAAAAAUCAAAGACUAAUGAAGGGCAGCAGCUGCUUAAUAUAACAAAUGCAACGUUAGAAGCAAGCGCCUUGAAUGCCACCGCAGGAGCCGAACGUACUCUACUGGAUGAUACAGUAGCACUGGAGCACAAGAGUCGUCAACGAACCGAGUAUACGGUGCGUGCCAUAUGCACAAAGAAGCUAAUUUUCAAAUCGCGACCCAAACCAAUUAUAGCCAAUGUGGCGAAAACAGUUUGAGCAUGGAUCAAUAUAUAUAUAUUUAUUUAGUUGUAUAAAUCAUUUUUGU
Molecule: messenger RNA, 570 nt
Organism: Drosophila novamexicana
Lineage: Eukaryota; Metazoa; Arthropoda; Insecta; Diptera; Drosophilidae
Product: chromosome transmission fidelity protein 8 homolog
Exons: 3
Coding region: 72-521 (149 amino acids)
Biological process (GO): mitotic sister chromatid cohesion
Cellular component (GO): Ctf18 RFC-like complex
Source: RefSeq, a predicted model, not a curated record